UUCAUCUGAAAAUCCGACACCUCAACAGCUCUUUUCUCCCGCACCUUCUUCACCUAUCACCUCGUUCGAUUAUCGUGACUCUGUAACACCGGAUGAAUUAGAUAUUCCUGAGUUCAAACAAUACAAUAAAGAAAAGUAUGAGAGUGCAAAGUCGGGCAAUC
This is a messenger RNA of Racocetra fulgida, 161 nucleotides long. The record is from the annotation of a GenBank genome assembly. NCBI's taxonomy places the organism in Eukaryota, Fungi, Glomeromycota, Glomeromycetes, Diversisporales, Gigasporaceae.